This is a messenger RNA of Fusarium graminearum PH-1, 1686 nucleotides long. RefSeq lists its product as uncharacterized. The transcript has a single exon. Lineage: Eukaryota; Fungi; Ascomycota; Sordariomycetes; Hypocreales; Nectriaceae. The record is from RefSeq and is a predicted model, not a curated record. The coding region runs from base 1 to 1686 and encodes 561 amino acids.
AUGAGGCUUAUAGAAGCGAAAGUACUAGUCGAAACUCAGUGCAUCUCCUUCAAGGAAUUCUACGGGGAUCUACCAGAAUACGCUAUCCUCUCACAUACGUGGGAAGCUGAUGGAGAAGUCACCUUCCAAGAGUGCAAUGUCGAAGCUUCCAAGUCAAAGACAGGAUACGAAAAGAUCACAAAAACAUGUGAGCUAGCCCUCGCAGAUAAGGUCCAGUACGUGUGGGUCGAUACAUGCUGUAUCGACAAGUCCAGCAGUGCCGAACUUACCGAAGUCAUUAACUCUAUGUUCCUCUGGUAUCAAAAAGCCAAGUUCUGCUAUGUGUAUCUAUCCGAUAAGGUUGAGCAAUUCCCACUUGCAAAAUGCAGGUGGUUCACUCGGGGUUGGACAUUGCAAGAGUUGAUUGCUCCCGCGUCUGUCGCAUUCUACAAUCAAGCCUGGGACUGUAUCGGCUCCAAAUGGAGUCUCUUGGGCUCUCUUUCGCACAUCACAUCCAUUGAACAAGAGUUUCUGGGCCACGUAGCGCCUAUUUCUUCGGCAUGCAUCGCAAAGCGACUCUCAUGGGCUGCAAACCGAGAGACUACUCGUAUAGAGGAUAUGGCGUACUGUUUGCUUGGUAUAUGCGGUAUCAAUAUGCCAAUGCUGUACGGAGAGGGCGAUAACGCGUUUCGUCGUCUCCAAGAAGAAAUCAUCAAAACAACGUACGAUUUAAGCCUUCUUGCCUGGACGCCACCAUUUUCCACAGCGGAAGAGUACUGUGGAUUCCUUGCCACGUCAGUGCAGCACUUCGCUUCUUGUUCAAAGAUGUACUCGGUGGCAAACUCCCUUCUCGACGAAGGCGAAAUGAGUAUAUCGAACAAAGGGCUCAGGCUCCGCGCUCGUGUGUACUUGCUUGACUAUUCUGAGCUCAGUUACCCCGGACUCGAGGAUAUUACAUAUCGUUAUGUGUUGGAGUUGGACUGUAUGACUCCUGGGUAUGAGGGUGAAUUCUUGACAAUACCCAUGCGAAAGAUAGGCCCGAAUGCGUUUGUGCGAGCGCGAGGCUUUGAAGAAAACAGGGCGAUCCGAAAGAUGACGGCUUCCACUUCGUUUUGCCUCGUCCCUGCAGUGGCAGGAGGUAGUAUAUUCCACAACGUUACUCUUUUGACCAAACUACCCGAACGGAGGAUACAGCGGCCACUGUUACAAGCAAGGCAAUCCGAUCUCGUCUCACACAGUCGCUUCACCAUGGUCACAAUCGAACUGCCUCCUGAUAUCUCAAUAGUCUCUAGCACCGAGCUCCCUAACAAAUUCUGGGAUAUGGAGGACAGCGUAUUUUUUGGCCCUUAUGGGUCGUUUCAGAACUGGGGCGCGUUUGUACUUGACACCAAGUCCUUAUUCCUUUGCUUCUGGCACAAGGGCGCAACCGAAUGGGCUCUGAAAGGAACUUUGCUCGAUAUGAGGACCCCAGGUGUAUAUGCACUAUGGAAAGAUCUGUUUCUUUCGGCGGAUCAGUUGGGAUACCAACAGCCGGUUGUUCAGAAUUUCUUGAACAAUGCGCAAAGCGAGAUGGAGAAUUCUAUUGAAGCCAAGAGUGAGGGACGGAAUAUCAGAUUGUCAUUUACGGUUUGGCGCAAGGAUAAUCCAAACUUGUGUAGCGGGCCAAGAUGGAGGGUUGUUUUUCGAGAAGACGUUCUCAGCAAGUGA